Thamnophis elegans (Western terrestrial garter snake) is the source of this 3532-nucleotide messenger RNA. It is a transcript of the gene OSBPL8, whose product is annotated as oxysterol binding protein like 8. Lineage: Eukaryota; Metazoa; Chordata; Lepidosauria; Squamata; Natricidae. Bases 422 to 3085 code for a protein of 887 amino acids. Gene Ontology annotation, cellular component: cytosol; membrane; intracellular membrane-bounded organelle. Gene Ontology annotation, molecular function: cholesterol binding. The transcript has 24 exons. The record is from RefSeq and is a predicted model, not a curated record.
UACGAAAGCCCACCCUUUUCCAGCACUGAACUCGCGGUGUCCGCGAGCGGGAGGCGAGAGAGAGUUGUGGCGGCCGUUGAUGAGAGAAUUAAGCGGCGACGUCCUGAGCAGUAACGGCAGCGAGCGAGCGAGCGAGAAGACGAGAAGAGCUGCGUGCGCGCCAGGCAGACGGGGGGACGCGUGCGUGGUUUCCCACCCGCAAGGGACAAAGAGCAGGCAUCCCAGAGACGCGCGAACGGGAUCCUCCCGACUUACAAAAGCUUGCCUUAUUAUCCAGCAUCUGGCCGCUGUGGCCCUGCCCCUUUCCGGAGCCGGAGGGUCCGGAACCGGUGGAUCACUCCUCCCUCUUGCCUCUGGACCCCUAGAAAGAGAGACUGAAGAAUGAAAGUACUUUAAUGGAAAGAAAAGUUGUGCCCACAGGAUGGAAAUUGCUUCUUCAUUUGAGGGGGACUCUGAUAGAGCUUCGUUGCAGCAUCAUGGUGAGAUCAAAGAAUGGCAGGGAGCUUCAACUGCAGUAACAAGCAGUGAUGAAUCUCAUACUUCUACUCCAGGAAAGAUGAGUCAGCGUCACGGGAAAGAAGGGUAUCUUACUCCAACCAAAGAAUUACAACAACUUUCUUUCAGUCCAGGCCAAGGCCAUGGUUUUGAUAGAGGGAAAGAUGAUGCUUCACAGAAUAAAGAUGAUUCUUCACAAUCAAUGUCAAAAAGUAAGUCAGAAUCUAAGAUAUAUAAUGGAUCAGAAAAGGACAUCCCUGCUUCCUCUCCCACUACCAAACUUACAAAGAAAGAGUCCCUUAAGGUUCAAAAGAAAAAUUACAGGGAAGAAAAGAAAAGAGCUACAAAAGAAUUACUUAGCACUAUCACAGACCCAUCAGUCAUUGUUAUGGCUGAUUGGCUUAAGAUUCGUGGUACAUUGAAAAGUUGGACCAAACUUUGGUGUGUGUUGAAACCAGGAGUAUUGCUAAUUUAUAAAACACCUAAAAAUGGCCAGUGGGUGGGAACAGUACUUCUGAAUGCUUGUGAACUCAUUGAGCGACCUUCAAAAAAGGAUGGAUUCUGUUUCAAACUUUUCCAUCCUUUGGAACAGUCUAUCUGGGCUGUUAAGGGCCCUAAAGGUGAAGCUGUUGGCUCUAUAACACAGCCAUUACCCAGUAGUUACUUAAUCAUUCGAGCAGCUUCAGAAUCAGAUGGUAGAUGUUGGAUGGAUGCAUUGGAGCUAGCUUUAAAGUGUUCAAGUUUGCUCAAACGUACAAUGAUUAGAGAAGGUAAAGAACAUGAAGUGAAUUUAGCAGAUAGUACACAUGUUUCAUUCUAUGGCCUGCUGCGUGCAAACAACGUUCACAGCACUGAAAGUUUCCCGUUAAAUGACAGUGAAAUUGAAAGACAUCAUUUUAAAGAUUCAGAUAUGUACUCUGAUAAAUCAGAUAGAGAAAAUGACCAUGAUCGUGAUGAGUCAGAUAAUGAUGGUUUGGUAGAAAGUGACACAGAUACAUCAGAGAGACAGGAUGAUUCAUAUAUUGAUCCUGAACCUGAUCACAUAAAGGAAACAAUUUACGUAGAAGAAGACAGUGAAGAACUGGGGGAGGCAGGAGAAGCUUCUCAAACAGAAAUAGUUUCAGAAGAGAACAAGAGUUUGAUCUGGACAUUGUUGAAACAAGUACGCCCUGGAAUGGAUCUUUCCAAAGUGGUACUACCUACAUUUAUAUUGGAAACACGUUCUUUCUUGGACAAACUCUCUGAUUACUACUAUCAUGCAGACUUCUUAUCUGAAGCUGCCCUUGAGGAGAAUGCUUACAAUCGAAUGAAAAAAGUUGUGAAGUGGUACUUAUCAGGAUUCUACAAAAAACCAAAAGGACUUAAAAAACCUUACAAUCCUAUACUUGGUGAGACUUUUCGUUGUUUAUGGAUUCAUCCAAAAACAAACAGCAAGACUUUUUAUAUUGCUGAACAGGUAUCUCAUCAUCCUCCAAUAUCUGCCUUCUAUGUAAGCAAUAGAAAAGAUGGAUUUUGCCUUAGUGUUAAUAUUUUGGCCAAAUCCAAGUUUUAUGGAAAUUCAUUAUCUGCCAUUCUGGAUGGUGAAGGGCGACUAAUGUUCCUAAACAGAGGAGAAGACUAUGUGAUGACCAUGCCAUAUGCACACUGUAAAGGGAUUCUAUACGGCACGAUGACUUUGGAGCUUGGGGGAACUGUUAGCAUCACAUGUGAGAAAACUGGAUAUAGUGCAGUCCUUGAAUUCAAGCUAAAGCCAUUUUUGGGGAACAAUGAAAAUGUUAAUCAAAUAAUGGGAAAAAUUAAACUGGGGAAAGAAGUUCUAGCCACUCUAGAAGGCCAUUGGGACAGUGAAGUUAUUAUUAGGGAUAAGAAGACAGAUGCUACCGAGACAUUCUGGAAUCCAACACCUGAGAUCAGGCAGCACAGAUUAAGAAGAUACACAGUGAAGUUUGAGGAACAAGGUGACUUUGAAUCAGAGAAACUUUGGCAACAUGUGACUCGAGCUAUAAUUAAUAAAGACCAAACAGAAGCAACUCAAGAAAAAUAUAUUCUGGAAGAAGCACAAAGGAAAGCUGCCAAGGAAAGGAAGGCGCUGAAUGAAGUGUGGGUCUGCAGAUUAUUUGAACCAGAUCCACUUACAGGAGAAUGGAAUUACAGAUAUGCAGAUACAAGACCAUGGGAUCCACUGAAUGACAUGAUACAGUUUGAAAAAGAUGGCAUAGUUCAAACCAAAGUAAGACACCGUACACCAAUGGUUACUGUUGCAAAAAUAAAACGGUCUGCUAAAUCUAAGAAAGAAGAAUGUGGCUUCUCCUCACCAGAGCCUGAUAAUCCAGACUCAUCAGGAAGUGAAGCACAACUCAAACAUAACACAAGAAUCCGAAAGAAAACAGUAGAUCUUGCUGAACUGCAAAGUGCCAUUGAAUCUAUAAAGUUAACACAGGAAGAUAUUCGGAGGGAUAUUACAGCAUUAAGAACACGAAUGACUUCAAGUUUGCCAACGCCAGAUAAUAAUUUCUUUCAAUUCAAGCACUAUGUCUUCAUUUUGCUGAUGGUUCUCCUGCAACUUAUAAUCAAUUACUUAUUCAAAUAGAUUAUCUGGACAGAAGAAUAUCUAUGAAAUGGAAUUAUUACGGUCUUCAUGGGACCAUCUUUAAAGCUUGGUUUGGUUUCAAAUGAGGCAAUAUUAUCUACAGGGCCCAGAAGAUUCAGACCUUUGACUCAAAAGAUUGGGCUCAUAUGAAAUAUUUUGUUACACCAUCCUAGCCAGAUGACAUGGACAAUGCUUACGUGCCAGUACUACUUCUUCAUAUCUUCCAAAUGCUGGAUAACUGCCUUGCAUGUUCUAAGGUGUCAUAAACUAUUAUAAAUAUCAAUAUAGAAUAUAUCAGUUUGGAAUUUGAAGAGCCUAUUUUGUUAUAACCAAUCCCUAUUGGACAUGCUAGCAAAAGAAGUAAAUUUUGACCUAAGACUUUUCUUCCUUAGUUUAAUCAACCUUACUUCAAUAUGAAAAUAAUGCCAAGGGAUAUUAAUUCAGAAA